This is a messenger RNA of Balaenoptera ricei (Rice's whale), 2634 nucleotides long. RefSeq names its product chromosome 11 C3orf20 homolog (gene FAM194C). NCBI's taxonomy places the organism in Eukaryota, Metazoa, Chordata, Mammalia, Artiodactyla, Balaenopteridae. The record is from RefSeq and is a predicted model, not a curated record. The transcript has 14 exons. The coding region runs from base 1 to 2634 and encodes 877 amino acids.
AUGAAUGACAUCAAGACUAACCGAGAACUGUACCAGCAGUACACCGCCACGGCCCCCAAGCUGCUGGCCCGCAUCUCCAAGCUGCUCAUCGUCUGCCAGAAUGCAGGCGUUUCUGUACCCAAGGGCAUCAGAAACAUCUUUGAGUUCACCUGGGAAGAGCUGAUCACUGACCCCAUGAUCCCUGCCCCUUCUGAGAUCCUGGGCCUGGAGAUCAGCAUUGGAGCCCCGCCCGUGGUGCUUAUGGAACCGGCCCCUGUGCAGGCCCCUGUCCAGAAGAAGCCACCCCCACCAGUGCUACCACUGCCGAUGCUGCCCGCUUCCACUGGACUGGCCAGAUUCUCCACGCACUCUCCCACCCACGGCCACCGGAGGCCAUCCAGCCAGGAGACCCUGCACAGGUUCCAGAGGCAGUCUAUCCACCUGCUGACCGAGCUCCUCACCCUGAAGAUGAAGGCCAUGCUGGAGUCCGUGUCCAUAGGUGCCAACCCCCUGGACAUUACAAGGCGCUUCGUGGAGGCCAGCCAGCUCCUCCACCUCAAUGCCAAGGAGAUGGCUUUCGACUACCUCAUUGGCACCAUCGGGAGGAGUGGUUGCAGUGUUGGACAGAUGGGGAAAGAUUCCUCCACAACCAUCCCAGCCAUGGGAGUGAACUCACCUUACCAGCUUGUCUACGAGUCCUCUACUGGCUGUCUGAGCUUUUCCCUCUCAACCGGAAGGGAAGUCAAGAAGAAAACAGGCAAACCCAAAAAUUUGGAAGAAGUAGUCUCGACAUCCCCACAACGAGGAGCGGGAACCUCUGCCUCUGAGGUUAUCGAGUUCAGCGACCCCUGCCCUGAAGCCCGGGAGAAGCUGCAGGAGAUGUGUCGCCUUAUAGAAGCCGAAAGGGUCUCGUGGAAAGGGAGGAAUAUCUUCUACCCCAUGAUCUUACGCAACUACAGGGCAAAGAUGCCCCCUAAUCUAAUGUCGACCCCCAAAGGGGACGCUCAGACCCCAGGCGCCCACCAUCCUCACCCUCCAGGUGCUCAGACUUCCACUCCCACCCCUCACCAACCUCCUGCCCAUCAUCUUCACUGGGGCCGGCAUUCUCAGGAGUGGAAGGCACCCAAGAAGGCCAUCAAGUUGCAUUACACCUUCUAUGAUGGGUCCUCCUUCGUUUACUAUCCCUCCGGAAACAUCGCUUUGUGUCAGAUACCCACAUGCUGCAGAGGAAGAGCCAUCACCUGCCUCUUUAAUGACACACCCAGCUUCUCCUUCCUGGCCAUGUUCAAUGCUGAAGGCCAAGGCUGCGUUCACUACAACCUGAAGGCCCGCUGCCCAUACGUCUUGGUCUUGGAUGAGGAAGGUGGGACCACCAAUGACUACAAGGGUUAUAUAGUCCACAAGUGGAGCUGGACCUCCAAGACGGAGACUUUGCUCUCCCUGGAAUACAAGGUGAAUGAGCAAAUGAAGCUGACGGUGCUAGGGCAGGAUUCUAUCAUGGUCACCUUUACCUCCCUGAAUGAGACAGUAACACUCCCCGUAUCGGCCAACAACUGUCCCCACGGGACAUCACACGAUAAACGGAUGACCCGCAGAAUCAGCAGCGUGGAUGAAAAGGUGUCUAAGAUGAGUCGGGCCCUGGCAGAGAUCAAGAGGCGGUUUCAGAAGACAGUGUCCCAGUUCAUGCACUCCGUCCUGCUGGCGGCAGGCCUGUUCACCAUAGAAUAUCCGGUAAAGGAAGAGGCAGAAGUCACUCGGACCAGAUUAAGGUCCGGGCCCUAUCCCGAGCACGCCACCAAGCUGAGUUUAUACACAGGAGAAAUCCUUUUAUUACAGUCUCAGUCAGCCCGACCCGAAUCCUCAAUUGGAGAGUCUUCGAAGGAGGAGCCUGUGUUGGCUCCUGUGAACCCCACUCGGAAGAAGCCCAUCAAGGUCCAGGCCAAGGCCACGGUCACACCCAGAGGGAAGGCCGGAGAGGUUCACAGCCCCACCAGGUGGGCAAUCUCACCCUCCGACUGCCCACUGGUUCUGCGAAAGCUCAUUCGCAAAGAAGACGUCCGGGCCGGCUGCAAGUGCAUGGUGAGGGCACCCUUGGUGUCCGACGUGGAGCUGGAGCGCUUCCUGUCAGCACCCCGAGACCCCAGCCAGGUGCUGGUGUUCGGGAUCGUGUCAGGCCAGAACUCCACCAGGUCGGGGCAGCUCCAGUGGCUGCUGGACACACUCUACAGUCACCGGCAGCAGGGCCGUGCCUCCCCCUGCAUCCAGUGCUGGCACGACCCCUACCGCCUGCUGCAGUACAACCUGGACAGCCCCCUGCAGAGGGACCCGCCCCUGCUGGUGAAGAAGUACGCUGUGAUGCAGGGGAUGGUUCUGAUGUUCGCUGGGGGAAAGCUCCUUUUUGGGGGCUGCGUUUUGAAUGGAUAUGGCUUCAGCAGGCAGAAUCUGCUGAAACAGAUCUUCCAGGCUCGACAGAACUGCAAGAUGGGCUACUUCCUGCCUGAGAACUACAAAUUUAGCGUUUCAGCCUCCACCCCAGGCCUGGAGGACCCUGACUCGGCCAAGACAGCGGUGUCGGGAGACAUCCAAGGAAGCCUUUCCUCAUUGGCCUUGAGGAACAAGAUGGAGGAGCCCUCCGCUGAAGCUGAGAAGAAGUAG